AUGGCGCGGCGCAGCGUGACGAUCGUUGCCUCGGACGGAAGGCGAGAAGGGAUAUCCUGGUACGACGGGGCGACAGAAGCGGCGGUGUUGCGCUGCGCGCUCCUGGCCCUUGGCCUCCCGCUAAAGAGCGCCGCGCACCUGCUCUGGCAGUCCGGGGACAUCGUCGACCUUGGCACCCCGAUCACGGACGGCGCCACCCUUCACCUCGACACCGUCCGCGAGCUGGCGCUGCCGUCACAAGAGGCCGCCGGCGAUGUCUACACCAGCGGUGGCCACGACCACGGCGGUAGUAGCAGCAGCACCGCCCAGCGGCGUGUGAACAGCUCGAACACCGCGGUCGGCGGCGGCGGCGGCGGCGGCGAAGGGGGAGUCGCGCCAACCCGGCGUGGUGGCUCGGUCUCGGGAACGGCCUCUGGCGGCGGCGGGGACUGCCGGCAGCGGCCGUCGGCGUCCGAGUAA
Molecule: messenger RNA, 459 nt
Organism: Ectocarpus siliculosus
Lineage: Eukaryota; Phaeophyceae; Ectocarpales; Ectocarpaceae
Source: the annotation of a GenBank genome assembly